Molecule: messenger RNA, 1808 nt
Organism: Loa loa (African eye worm)
Lineage: Eukaryota; Metazoa; Nematoda; Chromadorea; Rhabditida; Onchocercidae
Product: UBX domain-containing protein
Exons: 10
Coding region: 710-1609 (299 amino acids)
Molecular function (GO): protein binding
Source: RefSeq, a predicted model, not a curated record
CCAUUUACAGACAGAGAAGAGAAAAUAUGAAAUGGUUUGAGGGCGGAAUUGCUGAAGCGAUUGCCAUAAGCCGCCAACAGAAUGCGCUCUUCAUCGUCAAUAUUCAACAACCACCAGAGAAUAAAGAUGAACAAAGUAUGCGAAUGGCCCAGCUCUGGAGUAAUAUUGAUAACAAUAUUUGCCAACCAGCUUUGGUCGGCAUACGUAUUUUCCAAGGGACCGAGACGGCAAAACAAUUUGCACAGAUAUAUCCUGUGUUUGUUGUGCCAGCAUCAUAUGUUAUUGAUUUGAAAGGAAAACCUCUGGAUGUUAUUACAGUCACUGAAGAACUGAAUGAAGAAAUCUUUGCACAGAGACUUAAGAUUGCUAUGAAGGCAUGUAAUUUGCAUAGUUAAAAUAUUUCCAGAAACUGUUGUCUUGCUCAAAUAUCUAUCGUGAUUUAAUUUUGUCUCUGCUUUAUUUGUUUCACUCCUACCAAUUUCACUUCUUACUUGCUUACAGUAACUGAUCUAAAAAAUUGUGAACAACUUACUACUUAUGUAAUUGUGACACUAGGCAAUCCAUGGAGAUCCGGAAAUCCUGAUGCCGACUUCAGUGUUUCAAGUUACAGACUUUGAAUGCUGCCCACCAGUCUUCAUCAUCCACAUUAACUACAGCUAGUAAACCAGAUGAAAAAGAGACGGGAAAAAAAGAAUCUACUGCUGUCAACAUGGAUGAAAAGAUAAAAAGAGCGCAUGAACUACUUGAAAAGAAACGUAAAGAAGACGGAGUUGUGAAAAAAAAUGAAGAAAAUCAGAAAGAGAUCGAGAGAAGAAAUUUGGGCAAGUUAAUGGUGGAAGCCAAAGCGUCGCGUGAGGAACGCGAGAGACGCGAGAUGGUGGAACAGAAGAAUCGCGAAAAACGUGAGCAAGAAGCUUACUUAAACAAAAUUCGUCAGCAGAUUAAGGCAGACAAAGAAGAACGAAUGAAUGGGAUAUUAGGCAGCGUUCUGGAGCAAGAGCGGAAAGCAAAGUUUGCAGAACAUCAGACUAAUAUGCAGUCUUCAGUUUCAGACAGUGCUGGAUGUCGCAUCCAGUGCAAGUUUUCCGAUGGCUCCACGUUGGUACAUCAGUUUGCUUCUACAGAUAUCUUUUCUCAACUUAUAGAAGUAAUCAAGAAGGAUGGACGUCAGGGUGAUGAUUUUUAUAUAGUGCAAAUGUAUCCAAGACGAGAGUUUCCUGAUAUCACGCAAACAUUUGCUGAACUGGGUUUAACACCAUCCGCGACUGUCCUCAUACUUUCUAAACGUAAGCGAAUAGUGACUACUUAUGGUGGUUCCAGAUGGAUCGAAUUACUUCAGUAUACUGUUGCAGCUCCAUUCCAAGCUUUAUAUCGUAUCCUGCGUUAUCUAGUUGGUUAUAACGGUUCUACAUCGCCGCACACCGGUGCAACUAAAUUCAACAACUCUACUACUGGGUCGAGCAAAGUUCACAGAGCAAAGCGUAGUGAUGGCCACCAUCGAGACCAUGUUGGACAUGAAGGUAACUUUCGCAGAUUUCGUAACGAAGAAGAUUCUUCACAUUCAGAUGACGAAGCCAGGUGGAAUGGUAAUUCGACCCAACAACUGUGAUGCCUGAUUUUUGGGUUCCAAUGAUUUUACUAUUAUAUUUUGCUUAUGUUCACUGUUAUGCCAACAGAUUAAAUGUGAUCUUAUUAUUUCAGUUCUAUGAUAUAAACUUUCUAUGACAUAAACGUCUACUUCAGUAUCAGCAUCCAUUUUAUCUCGAUCGGUAUUGGUAUAAUGUAGUUCACUUAUCUAACUGAAACUU